AAAUGUCUUUGACAUCCUGACCGAUAGAUGGAGGAAAUGAACAUUGAUAUCUGAAAGUGCCAGUAUUUUAUUGUUGUGACAUUCACAAGCUCUCUCUUAUUUCUACCAUUAUCAGUGUUGUGCUCCAGUUACAGCUUAUACAAUUUGCAGAAAGUACCACAACUGGCCCCUGGAAGUAUGGGGUGUUUUCUUAGAUGUAGGAUGUUUAGGUUGUAGAGGAAAGAGCCAGCAUUUAUGCUCUCUGUCCUUUUCAAUGUGCAUUAAUAACACACAUGUAAACCAACGCAGUUCAAAGUCCAACUUUGCUUGGUUUGGGCUUAGUUUCACUUGGGCGCAGUUUGUGCAGUUGAGAAGGAAGACGAAAUACAUGGAAAUAGAUUUUUGCCGUGCCCAAGGAUGGCAGCAUACUCCUAUUUGCAGUGUCAGGUUGCGCUGAUUUUGGAAAAUGAGAGGUGUCAAAGAGCAAAGGGAGAAGUAGCAAAAAGGUUGAAGAAGGCAGGUGGUUCCAGAAAGCAGACCUCCCUGUGCUGCGUCAUGCCUGCUGCAGUGAAUAACACCAGACAAGGGGGACCAGAGCCUGGAGUGCAGCGUCUGCUGAAAUCUCUGGAUCAGAUCAGCAGCAGAGGCACAGGCAAAGAGAAGGAUCUUAUGUUUUUGAGAGGAAUGUUUCAGAGUCAGGACCUCCAGGCCUUAUUACAGGUCCACCACAAAGUGUCUUCCCAAGAACACCUGGACCUCAAACCAAUGGCCAGAAAUAGCUUCCAGAUUGCUGCACAGGUCUACGAUGAGCUGAGGACGCAUCCCCUGACCUCUGAGGUUAGACAGCUGCUCGAUCUGUUACUCAGUCCACACUUUAAGGCUUUGCUGACAGCCCAAGACAAAGUUGCAUGUCAGGACUAUGUGCCACAACUGCCUUCCAUUCCACAUGAAGUUGAUGAAGAUGAAAACCGUGCAGUGAAAAUUGUACGAAUCAUGAGGAAAAACGAUCCUCUGGGUGCUACGAUACGAUUGAAUGAAGAAACGGGUAUGAUUUAUGUUGCUAGAGUGAUGAUGGGCGGAGCAGCUGACAGAAGUGGAUCAAUUCAUGUUGGAGAUGAAGUCCAUGAAGUAAAUGGAAUCAAUGUCCGUGGCAGAGAUCCAGAUGAUGUCGUACAAAUACUGGCAGCUGCGCAGGGUCCCAUUACUCUUAAACUAGUGCCCAGCAAUGUGGAUAGUAAAAUAUACAGAGAAAGCAGGGUUCGAAUGCGAGCUCACUUCAACUAUGACCCCUUCAAGGACACCCUCAUUCCCUGUCGAGAAGCGGGACUGCCCUUUAAGAAGGGGGACAUCCUGCACAUAGUGGACCAGACUGACCUGAACUGGUGGCAGGCCAGGAGGGAGGGGGACAAGAACAUGAGGGCAGGACUCAUACCUGGGAAACAGUUACAGGAAAGAAAAGAGGCCAUGAGACGGACAGUUGGCACAUUAGAUGGUGGAUUGUACAGAGAGAGAGAAAACAAGGGCAUCAGGAGUUCAACAAUGAAUGGCUCUUUGGAUGGUAGGAAAGCAAGGAAAACCAAGAAAAUUAUGUACCAGUCUGAGAAUAGCUCUGAUUUUGACAAUGCUGAAAUUAUCACCUAUGAAGAAGUUGAAAAAUAUUAUCCAGAAUCUGGCAGAUACAGACCAAUUGUACUCAUUGGGCCUCCUGGUGCAGGGAGAAAUGAAUUAAAAAGACGUCUUAUAACUUCCAACCCAGAACAUUUCUCAGCCACAAUACCACACACUUCUCGUUCCAAGAAACCAUCUGAAGUGGACGGUAAGGAGUAUUAUUUUGUCUCCAGAACAGAAAUGGAUAGGAGAAUAGCAGAAAGAAGAUUUGUGGAGUAUGGAGAAUACAAGGGCAACCUGUAUGGUACUAGUAUAGAGAGUAUAACCAGUGCUCUCAAUGCAGGGAAAGUCUGUGUUCUCACACCACACCCACAGGCACUGAAAAUGUUGAGAAGUGCAGAGUUAAAGCCCUACGUGAUCUUUAUCAAGCCUCCCUCCAUUGAGAGGCUUCGAGACACAAGACUGGUCCCUACCACCAAAGGCAAUACAGAUAAUGGAAUGAUACAGAAGACAUUUUCAGAUGAAGAACUCCAUGAAAUGAUUCUAAAUGCAUCCAAGAUUGAAGAAAAUUACAGUCACUUCUUUGAUAAAACAAUAGUCAAUGAUGAACUUACUACAGUGUUCACUGAACUUUGUGCUGCUGUGUACAGAAUUGAGCAUGAACCCCAGUGGGUGCCCAUCUCAUGGGUACGGUGACAUGACAGAACAUCAACCACAGUAGGUGCCCAUUUCAUGGAUACAGUGGUAUGACAGGACAUGAACCCCAGUGGGUGCCCAUUUCAUGGAUACAGUGACAUGACAGGACAUGAACUCCAAUGGGUGCCCAUCUCUGGGUACAGUGACAUGAAAGAACAUGAACCACAGUGGGUGCCCAUCUCUGGGUACAGUGACAUGAAAGAACAUGAACCACAGUGGGUGCCCAUUUCAUGGGUACAGUGGCAUGACAGGACAUGAACCCCAUUGGGUGCCCAACAGUGGGUAUGGUGCCAUGACAUAAUGUGAACCCCAGUGGGUGCCCAUCUCAGGGGUGCAGCGACAUGACUCAACAGGAACCCCAGUGGUCUGUUUUAAGGUUUUAGGAAAGCGUCUAUAAUACAUUGACAUAGUAAAUGAAAAUCUACUUAAUCAUACAGAAAAUGCAUUUACUAAUGGUCUGUAGUAUUAAAUGGGCCCUAAUUGGGAUACAGUCAGGUGAGAAUGUUGUAAAAAAAAAAAAAAAACUGCCUGAAACUGUGUUCAUUAUGCUAAAUACUUUUUCUUUGAUCAUUUUUGAUAAUCUAGAUGCAAUAGUCUAAGAAAAAAAGAGAAUGCUUAUUUUUAAAGACAAGGACUGCAAUAUAUUGGAUGAGGAGAUUGUGACAAUCUGUUGGUUAGAUGAUGUUAUAUUUGUAUUGGUCUUCCAUCCCUUGCCUGGUUUUAAGUCUGGUUCACGUUCACAUUUGCCCAUUUUGAACUGUUUUAUUUCUUAACAUGAUACUGUUUGUAGAAAAGGGCUUAGGGUUGAUUGAAUGAUAAUCAUCUUGCACAUGAUGUACAAUACAUAUAGUUUCUAUCAAAUGCCAUGUUCAGAAAAAUCAAACACCUUUUUCAUAAAAGUUGCACGUGGUUUGUCCCUUGUUAAAAUUAGUCAUUGGUUUGAUUUUUAUUAAAUGACAUCUGCAUACAUACAAUAAUUCAUUCCCAUUACCUGGGUGUUGAUUCAUUCAGCAGUUUAAUCCUUGGAUGUGCCAUUGAAUACUCUUGAGAGAUUUUUUAUAGUAGGGCAGCAAAGUGCAAUAUAUUUGAUAGAAGCUUGUUGACAACAAUCCAUCAAUUUAAUUCCUUCUCUACAGCUAUGCAAAUUAUAUGUAGCCAACACAUUGAUAUUCACUCCUCUUUUUUUUUUCAUGGUUACUUUGAAAUUGCUCAAUUUAUUUGAAAUUUCUUAACCUUUAAUAGACUAUAACCUUGUUAUAAUUUUAAAUUUCCUUAUUUGUUAAAAGCUGUACAAUCGCCUUAUUCUUCAAAUGUGCCAGUAAAGCAUGACGUGAAAUUGAUUAAAUUGAAUUUUUAAUUGGGACAUUUGAUAUUGACACAAUUUAUCUUUUCUUUUCAAUUGAAAGAUUUUUGUCAUAUAGAUCUUACAUGAGGGGAAGUAUGUUUAUUUUUCUUUUUUUAAGUUAGCCAAAUGACCUUUUGCCACAUAAGGUAUACACCCAAGUAUUACAUUUCCUUUUACAUAUGCUAUUAUUGUUAACUUUACUAAAUAGAAUGGAUAUCACAAUCAUACAAA
Lingula anatina is the source of this 3859-nucleotide messenger RNA. RefSeq names its product MAGUK p55 subfamily member 7. Lineage: Eukaryota; Metazoa; Brachiopoda; Lingulata; Lingulida; Lingulidae. Gene Ontology annotation, molecular function: protein binding. The record is from RefSeq and is a predicted model, not a curated record.